This is a messenger RNA of Ilex paraguariensis (yerba mate), 444 nucleotides long. The record is from the annotation of a GenBank genome assembly. NCBI's taxonomy places the organism in Eukaryota, Viridiplantae, Streptophyta, Magnoliopsida, Aquifoliales, Aquifoliaceae.
AUGGAGGUCGUUGGCAAAUUUAUGGUAGGCAUAACCAUGCCUACAAACGUUAUUUAUCUGUCAAGUAUUCUAGGCCAAGAUGGGCCAAACCCUGAUCACAGAUGCGAUUGGAAAUGUGAAAAUGAACUUAUAUGUGGAAAUAUGUACCGCUGCAAACUAACAGGGCUCACACACAUCUGUGACAAAAACUGUAACCAGAGAAUUCUGUAUGAUAACCAUAGCUCCCUUUGCCGAGUGAGCAGGCAGAUUUUCCCUCUAACAGUGGCUGAGGAACAGGCAGUGAAAGGUGUCCGUAGGAAGCUGGAUGCUGAGAGUUCCCCCUCUGACGGCUGCGCUUUUAAGCGCAGACGGAAUGCACAAUUCCAUCCUUCUCCUUUUGAGAGAUCGUUCUCUGCUGUUGGUCCAAUCUGCAGUCAAAUUGGAGAUGGAAUGGAUAUGAGCUAG